Propithecus coquereli (Coquerel's sifaka) is the source of this 2649-nucleotide messenger RNA. It is a transcript of the gene GAS2L2, whose product is annotated as growth arrest-specific 2 like 2. Gene Ontology annotation, cellular component: stress fiber; microtubule plus-end; cytoplasm. Gene Ontology annotation, biological process: microtubule bundle formation; protein localization to microtubule plus-end; regulation of microtubule polymerization or depolymerization. The record is from RefSeq and is a predicted model, not a curated record. The transcript is spliced from 6 exons. Gene Ontology annotation, molecular function: cytoskeletal adaptor activity; actin filament binding; microtubule binding. Lineage: Eukaryota; Metazoa; Chordata; Mammalia; Primates; Indriidae. Bases 1 to 2649 code for a protein of 882 amino acids.
AUGUCCCAGCCUGGGGGGCACAAGAGGAGGUCUGGGCCCCUGGGGCCUCCUGUGCGCAGCAUCCGGCCCUUCAAGUCCAGUGAGCAGUACCUGGAGGCCAUGAAGGAAGACCUGGCUGAGUGGCUUCGGGAUCUCUACGGGCUGGACAUCGACGCGGCCAACUUCCUGCAGGUGCUGGAGACGGGCCUGGUGCUGUGCCGGCAUGCCAACACCGUCACCGAGGCUGCCCUGGCCUUCCUGGCUGAGGCACCUGCCCGAGCCCAGAGGAUUCCCAUGCCCCGGGCUGGUGUUUUCUGCAACGGGGCCGCCCAGCCAGGUACCUUCCAGGCCAGGGACAAUGUCUCCAACUUCAUCCAGUGGUGUCGCAAGGAGAUGGGCAUCCAAGAGGUGCUGAUGUUCGAGACGGAGGACUUGGUGCUGCGCAAGAACGUGAAGAACGUGGUGCUGUGCCUGCUGGAGCUGGGCCGCCGCGCCUGGCGCUUCGGCGUCGCCGCGCCCACCCUGGUGCAGCUGGAGGAGGAGAUCGACGAUGAGCUGCGGCGGGAGCUGGCCCUGCCCCCGCCCGACCCCCCGCCGCCCGCGCCCCCCACGCGCCGGCCCUGCCACUUCCGCAACCUGGACCAGAUGGUGCAGAGCCUCGUGAGCCGCUGCACGUGCCCAGUGCAGUUCUCCAUGGUCAAGGUGUCUGAGGGGAAGUACCGAGUCGGGGACUCCAACACCCUCAUCUUCAUCCGGAUCCUCCGGAACCACGUGAUGGUACGUGUGGGGGGCGGCUGGGACACGCUGGGCCAUUAUCUGGACAAACAUGACCCCUGCCGGUGCACGUCCCUCUCGCACAAGCCGGGCAGCCUCCUGAAGCCCCCAGCCCCACCGGUGCAGCACGAAGUGAGGGUGCAGGACAGCCCCUCGCAGCCCCAGCCUACGAUGACCAUCAGCCGCUCCCAGAGCCCACUGCCCCCCGUGGACUGGAAGACAUAUACUUCUUCAGGCCAAAAGCUGAGGCCCCCCACCGCCUCCUCACCCAGACCCCGCAGUGAGCGGGGAGCAGGGGCGGGGGUUCUCAGCCUUGUGAUUCUCCCUUUCAGGUGCCAGGAGAGGUCUCUCACCCCAUCUCGGAGGCAGCUGCCAGUUGGGCAUAGUCCACCCAGCCCCCGGUCCUCAUUCACCCACAGGGGCCGAGACACACAGUGUACCUUGUCCGGGAAGAGGGAGGACAGAUAUCCCCCUGAACUCCCCAGGGGAAGGACUCCCACAUCUUGGGUUCAUGAGGAAAAAGACAGCCAGGGAGCCCCAGCUGGGACCCCAAGGCCCCAAAGACUCCGAGCCCCUGAGGCCACCACCAAGGGAACAUCAGCACGAGGACCAUCUCCCCCGCCUCGUUCCUCUAGCCUAGCCAAGCCCCUCGGCCUCAGGCUGCCACUCUGGGAUGAGGCCAAGGGUGCUUUCACCCAGCUCAGCAAGCCAGCACCUGUCCGUCCUCCAUCCCCUGUUAAAGGACUCACCAAGAUCCCCAUCCGGCUGCCACCUGCCCGCCCCCCUACACCAGGAAGAAGCUUUCCAGGUGCUGCAUGUGAAAGUCCCAGGACAGAACUUGGGAGAGGUCCCAUCCCGUUAAGGGCCAUCACUGGGGACCUGGCGGAGUCCAGACAUGAGGACUGCUCUGUGGAAGCAAGGCACAGGGAUCAGAAGUGGGACAUCCAGGACACAGCAGAGGCUGGAGAGCCCUGGGGCCGGGGCCCACAGGAGUGGGAGGGAAGGCACACUCCCCUGCCCCUGAGCCGCACCAGGGAGCAAGCCAUCCACCACAGCCUUGAAGAGGAGAUUUUGGCCAAGAUGAAGCUGCUAGAGGUGGGGGGUGCCUGUCCCCAGGGUACAGGGUCUAGGGUCAUUCCUCGAAGUGGAGUCUACGUCCCCAGCCUGGGUGGACGGUGGCCUGAGCCUGGGAGUCCGUAUGACAGAGUUAUCCAAGAACUAGCCCAGGGCCCCCCACCCCUCUUUAAAGUGGAUCUGGAAGCCUGGAAGGCAGCCCCGACAUGCUGCCCUAAGCCAGCUGGUACUGCGGGCCCAGGAAGCCCAGAAGGGAAGCUGGGAGCCAGAGAGAGUAGGCCAAGGACAGAGGCAAGUGCCAAGAGCCUGAGUGCCAAGGGCACCAGCAUGAGGAAGGUCCCACCUCAAGGAGGGCACGACUGCUCAGCCCCUACUGUGUCUGCCAGCCCGGAAGCCCCCACACCUUUGCCCUCGAACCCCAGUUCUGACAAAGCCAAGGCAUGUCUAGACAAGGGCAAGAGAACACUCCGGAAACCCCAGAGGGUCCCAUCCAUCUACAAGCUGAAGCUGAGGCCCAAGAUCCGGCCCCGGAGAGACCACAGGCCUGAGAAGCGGCCUUCGAGAAUCCCCAAGCCACUGGCCUACUUCUGCCUGGGUCCAGCCAGGGCGCCCCCCAGGGGCAGGCUGUUGAGGGCCAGGCAGGGCAGCAAGGGAGGGGAGGCUUCUCCAGUGGCUGGAGUGUCAGCAGGUGAGAAGGAGGAAGAAAAGGAGAAGAAAGAGCCAGCCGCCCCACUGGAGAGCAACCCACAGCCUUUGGGGGGUCUGGGGCCACAGCAGCCUGACCAAGCCCCGCUCCCACCUGAGGAGGAGUCCUGGGUCUAA